Molecule: messenger RNA, 2233 nt
Organism: Mytilus trossulus (common blue mussel)
Lineage: Eukaryota; Metazoa; Mollusca; Bivalvia; Mytilida; Mytilidae
Exons: 2
Coding region: 76-2232 (718 amino acids)
Source: RefSeq, a predicted model, not a curated record
AUAGCAACUGUGUAACCAGUUAUGGUGGAAAAGAAAGGCUAGUUUAUAUUUUUUUGUGAUUUUGUAACAUGAAAGAUGGACACUCAAGUUUCAUUCCAGAACGAUAUAGUCGAUCCCAAGUCGAAUCUACCUAUGCCACAUCUGUCUUUUAUCAUCAACUUUUUGUUACCAAAGCGUCUGGUUGGUCGAAAAAGAACUGAGCGCCAACUUGAAUAUUUCAAAAAUGUUGUAGAUGGAGACCCCGAUGUUGACAAAGAAUUCUUUAAGCUGAUUUUGGUUGGGAGUGUAGCAGAAGGUUACAAUAUCCCUGAUGUCAUGUUAAGGUCAAAUCCGUUCAAGGUUGAAACUCACGCUGAUGCCGACAUUUUACUCGAGAUACCUGCCAUGUUGAUUUCUGUAGAUGGAUCAGAAGAAAUUCAAAAACUCCGUUUGGUUGUACAUGACAUUCAUCCUGGAUAUGCCCGUAUAGAAGUAACUAAGCCGAAAGAAGACGAUGAUUCAUUCGUAUUUUUGGACAAAGAAAACAAAUUUUACUUGAGUGGAUCGAAAAUGAGGUCAAAAAUAUUAGCAUCACUUCCGGCAGAUCUGGAGCCACAUGGUCCUGCGAUUUCAACCCCUGUUCCGACAGCUUCUGCAUGGCAGGACAUUAUGAAACAAAUAAAAACAGAUAAAAUGUCUGAACUUCAUUCUCAUGAUUAUGUUUAUGCUUUGCCUUGCAAUAAAUGGCCAGAUUGUGCAAAAUUAUGGAUUGAUCGACAGGAAAGGGGGGAUUGGUUGGACAAUAAAACAAUUAACCAAGUGGUGGAGUUGGGCGUUCAUGUAGUAGCAGUACCACACAGGAAAAGUGAACUUCCAGAUUUAGAAUGGAGAAUAUCGUUUGCUGUGACAGAAAGAUAUUUAGCUCAGAAGAUCAUAACUGACGAACAAAGGCAGUGCUAUGUUUUCCUGAAAAUAAUUCAUUUUCAGACAUUGAAAAAAUUAGACCUGUUGUCGUCUUAUCAUUUGAAAACAGUGUUUCUGCACUCCUGCGAGAAACUUCCAAUAAAUGCGUGGGUUGAGAACUGUGGUGGAUGUCUUUUAUUUAUGAUAGACAUGCUUGUCGAAUGUUUGAAUAGAAAAACGUUACCUAACUUCUUCAUAUCAGAAAAUAAUCUUAUUGACCAUUUUACCGAGGAACAAGCAAAAGAAGUUCUUGAUGUAUUGAAAUCCAUACGCGAGAACCCAUUACAUCCUGUUUUACAGUUUACGGACAGUAAAGUGAUGGGCUUACAAAGUUUGUCUACCCCAUUUAGAGAGCUUGUGUCUCCAGUAUUAGAAGACGCCGUAGAUUUCCUCGUCCAUCGCAACCUUCAACAAUCUGUAACAGCCGGGUUUUUAUCGGCUUUAUUUAAAAUGGUGUACGUUUUAGUCAUUGAACGAAAGCCUGAAGAAGCUGUUCUGUAUAUUAUUGAUGUUUAUCCUAUUAUAAACAAAUUCAGUCCAGGUGCCAUCAGUGUAGCUCAAAUUGUAGAUUCAAUUGGUAUGAACUUCGUAUCUGAUAUUCAAUUGACAGUGAAUCUUUUGGAAGAAGUUUUGAAAUUUUCCGAUGAACAUCCAGAUGUUUUAUUGCUAAGGGGAAAUUUAGCCUGCAUGUUCCAUGCGUUAGCAUACCAGCACCAACCUGAUACUGAUGAACACAUGUUAGCACUUGUUCAAGCCGAAACGCUUUUUAAUACCGUGGUGGACGUUGAAGAUAUAUAUUCUGCUACAGCUGUAGACUUUAGCUGUCUUUUAAUUCGACAGGGUCGGUUUGACGAGGCGGCAGAAAAACUUGACCGUUUCAUCGCUGAAGAAUUGAAACACCCUAGAAGUACACAUUGCUUUUAUAAGAAAGAAAUUACCGUGCUUGACCAAACGCUUCAAAAGGAAGCCAACGUCCACGGCAAGUUGUCAGUUAAUUCUCUUUCCGUGGCAUAUUAUCUUCUAGUAAAAUGUAUUAUAAAGGAUGACCUUACUUCAGCUGACCCGGAAGUAUAUCAUAAAAUAUUGCAGUACUUCAGCCGGCAUUGUCAUCUUAUCAACGAGUCUUCAUCGUUUUCACUUCUUGGUUAUACAAAUAUUCUAGUUGAGGACUGGCAAGCGGCAUGUACAGCUUUUGAGAUGGCAAUGGAAACUUGUGACGGGUCUGUUCGACUGGUUAAGGAUAAUAUUGCGUUCUGCAAAACAAAACUUCAACACAGUAAAGACAAUUAAA